Balaenoptera acutorostrata (minke whale) is the source of this 336-nucleotide messenger RNA. Its product is annotated as cytochrome c-like. The coding region runs from base 1 to 318 and encodes 105 amino acids. Gene Ontology annotation, cellular component: mitochondrial intermembrane space. Lineage: Eukaryota; Metazoa; Chordata; Mammalia; Artiodactyla; Balaenopteridae. The record is from RefSeq and is a predicted model, not a curated record. Gene Ontology annotation, molecular function: electron transfer activity; heme binding. The transcript has a single exon. Gene Ontology annotation, biological process: mitochondrial electron transport, cytochrome c to oxygen; mitochondrial electron transport, ubiquinol to cytochrome c.
AUGGGUGAUGUUGAGAAGGGCAAGGAGAUUUUUGUUCAGAAGUGUGCCCAGUGCCAUACUGUGGAAAAGGGAGGCAAGCACAAGACUGAGCCAAACCUCCAUGGUCUGUUUGGGCAAAAGACAGGUCAGACUGUCGGAUUCUCUUACACAGAUGCCAACAAGAACAAAGGCAUCACCUGGGGAGAGGAGACGCUGUUGGAAUAUUUGGAGAAUCCCAAGAAGUACAUCCCUGGAACAAAAAUGAUCUUCGCUGGCAUUAAGAAGAAGGGAGAAAGGGCAGACUUGAUAGCUUAUCUCAAAAAAGCUACUAAUGAGUAAUAGUUGGCCCCUGCCUUA